This is a messenger RNA of Nothobranchius furzeri (turquoise killifish), 1837 nucleotides long. RefSeq names its product RNA 2',3'-cyclic phosphate and 5'-OH ligase (gene rtcb). Gene Ontology annotation, molecular function: RNA ligase (ATP) activity. Gene Ontology annotation, cellular component: tRNA-splicing ligase complex; nucleus. Gene Ontology annotation, biological process: tRNA splicing, via endonucleolytic cleavage and ligation. The record is from RefSeq and is a predicted model, not a curated record. Lineage: Eukaryota; Metazoa; Chordata; Actinopteri; Cyprinodontiformes; Nothobranchiidae.
GCAGGGGGCGGUAAUGCAAACAGCAAUAAACAAAAAGCAGUAGAAGAAGGAAAAACAGAAGAAGAAUUGUAAACGUACACGUUCGAACUUUCGCUUCCGUAGCAGCCAUAGUUCCGGUGCGUGGUGGGAGACUGUGGUUCACCUGCGAGUCCGACCCAUUUGAAUCGGAACCAUGAGCCGCAGUUACAACGAUGAACUGCAGUAUCUGGAGAAAAUCAACAGUACCAGCUGGAGGAUCAAAAAUGGGUUCGUGCCCAACAUGCAGGUUGAAGGAGUUUUCUACGUGAACGAGUCCUUGGAGAAGCUGAUGUUCGAGGAGCUUCGUAACGCCUGUCGUGGUGGAGGUGUGGGCGGGUUCCUGCCGGCUAUGAAGCAGAUCGGGAACGUCGCGGCUCUUCCUGGGAUUGUUCAUAGGUCCAUCGGCCUCCCAGACGUCCACUCUGGCUAUGGGUUUGCGAUCGGAAACAUGGCGGCCUUCGACAUGAACAACCCUGAGGCGGUCGUGUCUCCAGGUGGAGUCGGUUUUGACAUAAAUUGCGGCGUUCGGCUCCUGAGGACAAACCUGGACGAGCAGGACGUCCAGCCUGUCAAAGAACAGCUAGCCCAGUCUCUGUUCGACCACAUCCCUGUCGGAGUUGGGUCCAAAGGUGUCAUCCCUAUGGGAGCCAAAGACCUGGAAGAGGCUCUGGAGAUGGGGGUGGACUGGUCGCUGAGGGAGGGCUAUGCCUGGGCUGAGGACAAGGAGCACUGUGAGGAGUAUGGCAGGAUGCUGCAGGCUGACCCCAACAAGGUGUCCUCCAAGGCCAAGAAGAGAGGCCUGCCACAGCUGGGAACUCUGGGAGCAGGAAACCACUACGCUGAGAUCCAGGUGGUGGAUGAGAUCUAUGAUGACUACGCAGCCAAGAAGAUGGGCAUCGACCACAAGGGCCAGGUGUGUGUGAUGAUCCACAGCGGCAGCAGAGGACUUGGACACCAGGUUGCCACAGACGCUCUGGUUGCCAUGGAGAAGGCGAUGAAACGUGAUAAAAUCACGGUGAACGACCGCCAGCUGGCCUGCGCUCGCAUCACCUCCCAGGAGGGUCAGGACUACCUGAAGGGCAUGGCGGCGGCAGGAAACUACGCGUGGGUCAACCGCUCGUCCAUGACCUUCCUUGCCAGACAGGCCUUCUCCAAGGUCUUCAACACCACACCAGACGACCUGGACAUGCACGUCAUCUACGACGUGUCCCACAACAUCGCCAAGGUGGAAGAGCACAUGGUGGACGGGAGGCAGAGGACGCUGCUGGUCCACCGGAAAGGAUCCACCCGAGCAUUCCCUCCACAUCACCCCCUCAUCCCCGUAGAUUACCAGCUCACCGGGCAGCCCGUGCUGAUCGGAGGGACGAUGGGAACCUGCAGCUAUGUUCUGACGGGGACCGAACGAGGCAUGACGGAGACGUUCGGCACCACGUGUCACGGAGCGGGUCGCGCCCUCUCGCGAGCCAAGUCUCGCCGGAACCUGGACUUCCAGGAUGUUCUGGACAAGCUGGCUGACAUGGGAAUCGCCAUCCGAGUGGCUUCACCCAAACUGGUCAUGGAGGAGGCUCCAGAAUCCUACAAGAACGUGACGGAUGUGGUCAACACGUGUCACGACGCCGGCAUCAGCAAGAAGGCCAUCAAGCUGAGGCCCAUCGCUGUGAUCAAGGGCUGAAGCUCGCUGGAUCCAACAUGGCCGCUUCUUCACGUAAUUUCUGUUGGGAAAACAUGAAGGACUCGUGUCACGGCUGUGAUGUCGGAGUGUUUCCAUUAAAGCUGCUGAAGCGUUGAUGUGUGUUUAAUAAAGAAUGUUCUGGAUUCA